This is a messenger RNA of Clupea harengus (Atlantic herring), 1287 nucleotides long. RefSeq names its product arginine vasopressin (gene avp). Gene Ontology annotation, molecular function: neurohypophyseal hormone activity. Lineage: Eukaryota; Metazoa; Chordata; Actinopteri; Clupeiformes; Clupeidae. Gene Ontology annotation, cellular component: extracellular region; secretory granule. The record is from RefSeq and is a predicted model, not a curated record.
AAUUUAAGGCCUACCUUGUAGUUCCACAUUAUACAUGGCCAGAUGUUUUUUUGUUGUCACUAAUGAGCAAUUACGAGGUUGCAACACAACGUGUUGACGGCACGCAUAGGCUACUUAAUUGUUUUAAGGAUAUUAACUUUUGAUCCUAAGGAGAGUGACACUGGGGUCGUGAAAAAGUGACGAUGGGGUGUGGGCAGAGGGAACAAACAAGAUGACGUUGAAGAGGAGCAUCAUCCGCUGCUAGAGGUGCUCCAAGUUUCAUAUAAAUAGCGGACGGCUCUGAAGCAGCAGUCGAGUGAGAAGAGACAGCCAGAAGAAAUAUCCUACUUCGGCAAGGUUGAGAGAGAGGACACUUGUUUGCUUCUGUCAAAAUGAGCGAUUUCGGACUGCAGCUGCUCUGUGUUCUUGGUCUUUUGUCGUUGUCCUCAGCCUGUUACAUCCAGAACUGCCCCCGAGGUGGAAAGCGCUCAUUCCCGGAUCAACUUCCCCGACAGUGUAUGGCCUGUGGCCCCGGGGAGAGGGGCCGUUGUUUUGGCCCGAGCAUCUGCUGCGGGGACGAGAUGGGCUGCUAUGUUGGCUCCCCGGAGGCUGCAUCUUGUGUGGAGGAGGACUACCUUCCAUCCCCGUGUGAAGCCGGCGGGAAGCCAUGUGGUUCCGAGGACGGUCACUGCGCAGCGCCAGGGAUCUGCUGCGACGCUGAGAGCUGUGUUCUGGACCCAGCCUGUCAGGAAGAGGGCAAAAGUAGACCUUUGAGCGAGCAGAACGCAACACUGAUGGGCCCGUCUCCGGCAGAGAUCUUGCUCCGUAUCCUACACGCCAGCGGACGGGCACGGAGUCAGUACUAACAGCUUCCUCUGCUGGAAGAGAGAGGAUUGACAGCCUGCUUGUGCACAGAAAUGUAUUCGACAUGCACAUAACUGUAGAUAAGUGCGUACUAGUGGAGUGCUAUAUGAAUCGUUUUUUCUCUCUCUAUCUCUCUCUCACACACACACACACUCACAGCAAAUUGUAGCCUGGGCUUCAGCUAAAUAUGGAAAUAAAAUGUGCACGAAUUAAGCACCCAAGCAAACCAUCACAAACACACACACACACACACUUUGACGUGAAAAUUAUGAAAAAAAAGUAAACAUAAAUGUUUGAAAUUGCUGCACUGACCAGCAAAAGUUUGUCAUUUUUAAUGUUUCAACUGAAAAUAUGCAUUGUACAAUGGGGUGUAAAUAUGUAGCAAAUAAAAUGUUUCUUGCACUGGCACUGUAAACCAACUCUUUCCUUGUUUUCAUUGCAAAA